UUUUCUGGGGCGAUCGAUAUAAGUAUAAUGGAAGAAAACUCCACCGAUAUCAACGGUUCUGAUGAUUACUUUGAGUUUCAAGGUCUUUGUACCAAUGAAGAGAACAAGGACUUCAACCGAAUCUUUUUGCCAACUGUCUACUCUUUCAUCUUCCUUCUGGGAAUUAUUGGCAAUGGAUUGGUGGUGUUGGUUAUGGGUUAUCAGAAAAAAGUCCAGAACUAUGACUGACAAGUACAGGCUGCACCUGUCAGUGGCUGACUUGCUCUUUGUGUUCACCCUUCCAUUCUGGUCUGUGGAUGCCGCCAUUGGUUGGUACUUCAAGGAUUUCUUGUGCAAAGCUGUCCAUGUCAUCUACACCGUCAAUCUCUACAGCAGUGUCUUGAUCUUGGCUUUCAUCAGCCUGGAUCGGUACUUGGCAAUUGUUCAUGCCACAAACAGCCAAGGUUCCAGAAAAAUGCUGGCUGAGAAGAUUGUGUAUGCUGGAGUUUGGCUACCAGCUAUCCUGUUGACGGUGCCUGACCUAGUGUUUGCCAGCGUCACAGACAUAGAGGGGUACUACGUGUGUGAUCGUAUUUACCCACUAGAGAACCGACAGAACUGGACAAUUGGAUUCCGUUUCCUCCACAUCAUGGUUGGUCUUCUCUUGCCUGGACUUAUCAUCCUCAUAUGCUACUGUGUCAUCAUUUCAAAACUGUCACACUCAAAAGGCCACCAAAAACGCAAGGCCUUGAAGACCACUGUCAUUCUCAUCGUGGCUUUCUUUGCCUGUUGGCUCCCAUACUACAUCUGCCUAACCAUAGACACUUUUGGUUUGCUUGGAAUCAUAAGACUUGAUUGCCAAAUGGAUAAUACCAUCCACAAGUGGAUUUCUAUCACAGAAGCCCUGGCCUUUUUCCACUGUUGCCUCAACCCAAUCUUGUAUGCGUUCCUUGGGGCUAAAUUCAAGACUUCAGCUCAGAAUGCUCUAACCUCUGUCAGCAGAGGUUCAAGCCUGAAAAUCUUGUCAAAAAAGCGUGCUGGACUUUCCUCCGUCUCCACCGAGUCGGAAUCCUCCAGUUUCCACUCGAGUUAA
This is a messenger RNA of Staurois parvus, 1072 nucleotides long. The record is from the annotation of a GenBank genome assembly. Lineage: Eukaryota; Metazoa; Chordata; Amphibia; Anura; Ranidae.